Molecule: messenger RNA, 999 nt
Organism: Peronospora belbahrii
Lineage: Eukaryota; Oomycota; Peronosporomycetes; Peronosporales; Peronosporaceae
Source: the annotation of a GenBank genome assembly
AUGAAUGUCCAAGUCGGGUCUUAUCACUUUGGAAAUCGACACUCCACGAGUAACGCCACCAAGACGUUAAAGACAUGGUUCCCUAAAACGCCAAUUGCCGCCCCGCUGAUUACUCAUGGCAAAGAGAAAAAACAGGCACCACAGCGAUUAGAAUCCAUUGAAUCUUCAGCAGAGACGAUUACAAGCCAAGAUGAUUAUGGUGAUGACAUAGAGCAAGAGAAAAUAGGCGUCAAUAGGGAUGGAAAAAACACUGACAAGGACGUGAAACGCAAUAAGUUUCAUGAAAAUGCAACAAGCUCAUUAAUGAAGCACGACACGAAUAAACACGAAAGUAGCAGAAUAAAAGAGUACUAUCAGUACGAGAUUAUACUCUGGUUUGGUUGUAGUCUGGACGGAGUUGAAUUUGCUUUCUGUGACGCUGCUAGCGGGUAUCCGUACGUUGAAGCGACUAAUGGCAACGAAUCACUUCCCGGCAUGUGGAAUAUACGAGAAGGCGACUUUCUUGUCGCAGUGAAUGAAUGCACUACUCAUAAUUCAGCAAUGUCGUACGAGUCAGUAAUGCAAAUUGUUUCAACUUGCGCGCGCCCAGCUGUCCUCCUCUUUCGCAGACCGAGUAUGGAUGAGUUACAGCAAAUCCCAAUAUUGAAGAAAAGACCCACAAACGAAGAGCGACUUGGCCGCCGACGGAAUCGCGAGCGGCUAGAAAAGUCUUUGGCUUAUGUUAUUUGGCGUGAAAGCGAUGGACCGCUUGGCGUCUCGCUUAAAAAACAAAGAGGGUCGUUAUACCCUGUUGUAGCCGACAUGAACCGCAGCAGCAUAAUUCGUCGCUAUGCAAAUAUUGGAGACCCGCUGAUCUCAAUUAAUCAACAUGAUGUGUAUAAGCUUGGGAAUACGCAGUGGAUGCAGCUUUUAAAGUCUGCACCAAAGCCUCUGGUACUCACAUUUCGGCGAUUGUGCUCUCCUCGAAAUCAAAAGAGAGAAAGAAUGCUAGAUUUGUGA